AUGAAUGAAGCAGAUUUAAAUACAAAUAGUGAUAGUAAUAAUGGUGGUGGUGGUGGAGAUAAUAUUAAUAGACAUGAAGAGUUACAGAAACCACCUGUAUUGAAUGGAACGAUUUUCAAUCCAGUGUUGAAAUCUAAACUGAAAAGCAGUGAUACCAUUCAUGUAAAUAAAUUGCAACCUGGCAAAAACAACAUUGGUAGAGCUGCUAUCAAUCAUAUACAUUUCAAAGUUGAGAAUGUCUCUAAUUUUCAUGCUACUUUGGAGGUCAGUGAUACAUCGGUCUCAAUCAUAGAUUUGAAUAGUAGAAAUAGAACUAUCAUUAUGGUUCCACCAAGUCAGGAGUUAUUGACGCUCAACCCCAACACAUCAUAUUACUUAAAGAAUGGAUCAAAGAUAUGGAUAGGCAGCGUUUGUUCGAUUGUUAAUUUCAGUUUUGCACCGACUUCACCAUCUCCUCCAAUUCCUCAACAACAACAACAACAACAGCAACAAACUACAUCACCAACAAAUAAUAUUACAGGUUCAAAGAGAAAGAUUGAUGAUGAGAGUGUUGCUGCUCCUGUUCCAACAGGAACUACAACGACAACAACAAUAGCAUCGUCAUCAUCCUCAUCGAAUGCUGUUAUAACAUCAUCGUCAUCCAGCGAUCAUAUCGUUAACAGUCAAGAGGAACGUGAUGGUACACUAUCUCCAUUCUCUUCAACUCUGUUACAUAAAAAGAAAAAGGUUGAUGACAAUACCACCAUCAAUAACACUGAUACCAUCAAUAACAAUAGUAAUAACAAUGACGAAGUUGGAGGUAGAACUAUUGUCAAUGAUCAAAGUAGAAGCGCAAUUGAUAUCAAUACCAAUAGAAAUAGUAAUAGUAAUAGUAAUACUCUUCUAGACAACAAUAGUAACAAUAAUAACAAUAAUAAUGAUGAAAUGAACUUGGAUGAUAUGAUUACAAAUUUAACUGAUAAACAACAACAGAAACAGCAGCAGCAAGAACAACAACAACAACAACAACAACAACAACAACAACAACAACAACAACAACAACAACAAGAACAGAGUAUCCAAGAACCACAACAUCAGCAGCAUAUAGAAGAGCAACCUCCACAACAACAACAAACAACAAUAGAUGAACCAGAAAAACAAACAAACAGCGAUAAAAGAAGUCAGUCUGGUAGAUCACAAGAGCAAGUCCAAGAUAAUAUGAGUAUACUAGCUCCACAAAUACAAGAGGAGGAUGACGAUGAAUUGGAACUAGAGAAAAAUAAUGAGAAUGAAAAAGAAAAAGAGAAGGAGAAGGAAAAAGAAGUAGAGAUGCAGGUAGAUGAGGAGGAGGAGGAAAAUAUAGAUUUAAGUAAAACCAACAAUAAACAACAAGCAGAAAACCAAAAGAAUAGUAAUCAAGAAGUGGAAAGUGAAAUAGAAAAAGAAGAUAUACAAAUGGAUACCUCAGAUAGUGGAAAUCAAGAUAAAUCAAUAGAGGAAAAUGAAAAAGAGAAGAAUAUAGAUAGCGCGAAAAAUGUAACAGAAAUAAAUAGUAAAGACAAUCAAACAAAAGAUAUAGUAGAUGACUGUAAUGAUAAUGACGAUAACAUAGCACAAGAAACAGAAUCAAUUACAACAAAUAUAACGACAAAUGAAAUAACUAAAGAAAUAGAAACAGAAAAUAAAGAAAAAACAGACAAAGGAGAUAGAGAUGUAGAAAAAGAGAAGGAAAUUGAAGAAGAGGAAGAGGAAGAAGUCAUUGUCAGUCAAGAUGAAAAAGAAAAGGAAAAGAAAGACAUUAAGAAUAAGGAGAAGGAAAAAGAAAAAGUAGAAGAAGAGGAAGAAGCGGAAGAAGAAGAAGAAGAAACAAAAUCAACACCAAAAUCAUCUCAAACUAAGUCAUCAAGAUCAACAACUAGGAAGUCAUCGCAACCAAAAUCAACACCUCCACCUAAAUCACCUAGAAAAUCGAGUGCAAAACCAAGAGCAUCAUCUCAGCAAGAUAAAGACUCACCGUCACAACACCCACUUUCUAAUUCAGAACCACUGGAAUCUAAACGUUCCGAUACAGCGAAACCAAAGAUUAUUUUCACUUCACUCGAUGAAUCGAUAGUCAACCAACUGACCAAGCUUGCCAAGUCGAUGGGCGCUCAGAUCGUCGACAAUCCCGAACACUGUACGCAUUUGCUGUGCGACGGAAUCAAGAGAACUGCCAAGAUGCUCGUUGCCAUCUCCACCGGCAAGUACAUCGUCGACAAACAAUGGCUGAAAGACUGCAAGAAAGUGGGUCACAUUCUCAAGGAGGAUCAAUAUAUAGUGCGCGACAAGCAUGCUGAGGCAGAGUGGAAGUUCAACCUGGCCGAGUCACUCCAGUUGGCGCGACACCACCACCUAUUCAGUGGUUACACAUUCCACAUAAUGGAGAACAGUGUGCCAGCGAGUUCAUUCCUCACCGAACUCGUAGAGAUAAACAAAGGCAAGCUCAUUAAGAGCGUUACACAGAGUGCUGUCAACUCACACAAAGAUCUCAUUGUCAUCGCCGGCGAAAAAGACAGGCGCAAAGCGAAAUCUCUAGUCGAAGAAUUCAACCUUGUUAUUCAUUCCGGUGAAUUGAUACUUGUUUCAAUACUUAGACAACAGUUGAAUCUAAGUGAAUAUCUAAAAUUACUUCUAUUGGGUGAUGUUAUUGUUUUUGUUGUUGUUAAUGUGUUGUCAAAUAUACUCACUUGA
Molecule: messenger RNA, 2709 nt
Organism: Heterostelium album PN500
Lineage: Eukaryota; Evosea; Eumycetozoa; Acytosteliales; Acytosteliaceae
Exons: 3
Coding region: 1-2709 (902 amino acids)
Molecular function (GO): protein binding
Source: RefSeq, a predicted model, not a curated record